This is a messenger RNA of Prionailurus viverrinus (fishing cat), 3879 nucleotides long. RefSeq names its product transcription factor 7 (gene TCF7). The coding region runs from base 184 to 1386 and encodes 400 amino acids. Lineage: Eukaryota; Metazoa; Chordata; Mammalia; Carnivora; Felidae. Gene Ontology annotation, molecular function: DNA-binding transcription factor activity, RNA polymerase II-specific; RNA polymerase II cis-regulatory region sequence-specific DNA binding. Gene Ontology annotation, cellular component: beta-catenin-TCF complex. Gene Ontology annotation, biological process: regulation of transcription by RNA polymerase II; canonical Wnt signaling pathway. The transcript has 11 exons. The record is from RefSeq and is a predicted model, not a curated record.
AGCUCCCGGAGCCGCUCAGCCUGGCGCCCGCGCCCCGCGCCCGCAGCCCGCCCAGGCGGAGUCAGCCCGCGCUCCGCCCGCCGCGCUUCGGGCUCGGAGGUCCGGACUCCGGGCUCGCCGCCUGCCGGGCCGGCUCCGCGCCCCGCACUCCCGCGCGCCGCGUCCCCGCGGGCGGAGCGCACCAUGCCGCAGCUGGACUCGGGCGGGGGCGGCGCGGGCGGGGGCGACGACCUCGGCGCGCCUGACGAGCUGCUGGCCUUCCAGGACGAGGGCGAGGAGCAGGACGACAAGAGCCGCGACAGCGCCGCGGGCCCCGAGCGCGACCUGGCCGAGCUCAAGUCGUCGCUGGUCAAUGAGUCCGAGGGCGCGGCGGGCGGCGCGGGGGUCCCUGGGGCCGGUGCCGGGGCCCGCGGCGAGGCGGAGGUCGGGGCCGAGGCUCUCGGGCGGGAACACGCUUCGCAGAGACUUUUCCCCGACAAACUUCCAGAGUCUCUGGAAGACGGCCUGAAGGCCCCGGAGUGCGCCAGCGGCAUGUACAAAGAUACCGUCUACUCGGCCUUCAAUCUGCUUAUGCACUACCCACCCCCUUCGGGAGCAGGGCAGCACCCCCAGCCGCAGCCCCCACUGCACAACAAGGCCAGUCAGCCAGCCCACAGCGUCCCACAGCUCUCUCCUCUCUAUGAACAUUUCAGCAGCCCACACCCUACACCUGCACCAGCCGACAUCAGCCAGAAGCAAGGAGUUCACAGGCCUCUGCAGACCCCUGACCUCUCUGGCUUCUACUCUCUGACCUCAGGCAGCAUGGGACAGCUUCCCCACACUGUGAGCUGGCCCAGCCCUCCUCUCUACCCCCUGUCCCCUUCCUGCGGAUAUAGACAGCACUUCCCUGCCCCCACUGCAGCCCCUGGCGCCCCCUACCCCAGGUUCACCCACCCAUCCCUGAUGCUAGGCUCCGGUGUGCCUGGUCAUCCUGCAGCCAUCCCCCACCCGGCUAUCGUACCUCCCUCAGGCAAGCAGGAGCUGCAGCCAUAUGACCGUAGCCUGAAGACACAGGCAGAAUCCAAGGCAGAGAAAGAGGCCAAGAAGCCAACCAUCAAGAAGCCACUCAACGCCUUCAUGCUGUACAUGAAGGAGAUGAGAGCCAAGGUCAUUGCAGAGUGUACACUCAAGGAGAGUGCUGCCAUCAACCAGAUCCUGGGCCGCAGGUGGCACGCGCUGUCUCGGGAAGAGCAGGCCAAGUAUUAUGAGCUGGCCCGAAAAGAGAGGCAGCUGCACAUGCAGCUCUACCCAGGCUGGUCGGCGCGGGACAACUAUGGGAAGAAAAAGAGGCGGUCACGAGAAAAGCACCAGGAGUCCAACACAGAUAACUCUCUUCACUAUUCCUAGGAGGAAAAAGAAAUGCAUUCGGUACUUACCCGGAGAAGGCCGCUGCCCCAGCCCAGUUCCUUCCGAUGACAGUGCUCUAGGCUGCCCCGGGUCCCCAGCCCCCCAGGACUCGCCCUCAUACCUCCCGCUACCCCACUUUCCCACAGAACUGCUUGCUAGCCCUGCGGAGCCGGCGCCUACAUCACCAGGUCUCUCGGCUGCUCUCAGCCUCCCAGCCCCCUGGACCCCAACAGGCCCCCCACAGCGUCCUGCAGAGUACACAGCUGCAACGACAGGAAUCUCAGAGACGGGCAGCCUAGCAUGUACAGGACACCUGGCCGCCUCCAGGGGCUCAUCCUCUGAGAGGAAGCGACAGAGCCCCAAAGCACGUGGGAACUGGCCAGGGGCCCCGUUACCUCCCUCUCAGGGACCGGGCCCAGGAGACUUGCGAGGCUGCACAACUUCUGCCUGAACCCGGGGCCAUCAGUUCAAACUACGCCAAAUGGUGGGAAUCAGAUCUGCAUUGUGUCAUCUAAUUAAGGGCAUCCCUUGUGCCUACAGCAGCCUGCAUCUGUUCCUUUUACCCUCUAUCUUGCUGGCCAGAUGCCCCUGCCUCCCUUGCUUUUCUACUAUAGGUCACAGAUAGGCUGGACUAAGCCCAGCUGCUUUCCCCACCCUACACCUCCUUGGCCCCAUCACUGCCACGCCCUCCCCAUACCACACACUUCAAGGACCAAGAAUGAGCUGGUUUACAAAACCACAUGUGAGCAUGGUCACAACCACAUGCUCAAGACAAUAAUGCUUCUCUUAACCUGGAGAAGCCCUGUUGACAGAAAAGGAGUUAUUCAUAAACUGGACCAGAGUAAGCCUUUUGCUGUGUCCUCAAGAGCUUACAAGACUAGGAGGAAAUGGAACAGGUUAAGUUUAGGCCUAUUACCACAGGCAGUAGGAAUAACCUGACACUACCUUAUCAGGCAAGUAUGGGCAGUGAGAGGUAUCUGGCUCUAGUUCAUAUUACUUGGGUAUGUUUCCAAGAGAAACUCAACCUCCCAAGAAGCUCUGAUACCAAGGUCCCAUGCCUGUUACUAGUGACUGAACUCAAAAGAAAUUAUGGCCCCAAAUCCAGCAUGCAUCCCUCCCUACACCAAGAGCCUCUGUCACAGUUCUAGCUCCUGCUUGUCCAGGUCAGUCUAGCCAGCUCUUGGGCAGUUUUAAGAGGGCAAACCAAACCUCAUGACCCCCAAUGCUCACCUUACAGCACUGAAAUCGCUUCAGUUUCAGUUUCCCGAAGGGGCUGCAGGAAGGAGGACCAUCAGCAUCCAAGCAAGGAGCCCAGAGAACCUCUAGUGGUGGUCAGUGGGUUUUCACCACCGCCUAGUUUAACCCAUUUCUGAGCCAAGCUUCAAGCCUGAGCCUUAAAAAACAAACUUUUAAUUUAACUUUUUUUGUCUCCUCCUCAACUGUAUAUAGCCUGAACCCAAAGAAAAGGGGCUGUUCCUAUACCCACACACCCCUCAACAAAAGCCUUCAUAGUUCCUACUUUAGCCACUGGCUUCUCAGAAUCCAAAGAUCAUAUAUUCUAGUGUAGUGUUGCAAGAAGUCUUGAGAAAAAGAAAAGGACUAUUGUAGUGUUCAAAAUAUUUUUGUAUUGUUAAUGCAUCAUCAUACAAAAACUUUUUUUAACAUGAGAAUAAAGAUACUUUUUACUGGGUUUCUUUUUCAAAGUUGACCCUGAGGAAUAUGCUGUUUCAGUAACAGAGCAUACAGACUACUUUUCUUCCCCACAGCCAUAAAACUUGGGGUUUACUCUCUAUAAUGGUACACACAUUCUAAAGACUUUCAGUCCACCUCACCUCCCUGCUGCAACCCUGAGAGCUAAGCUCAUUCUAGGUGUAAACUACUAUUCCAAGCCUUGGUCCUAACUCCCCAAUCCUCGGACCUCACAAGUGAUGCAGGUGCAGGCUAGCCUGCACACGACAUUGCGCUGGAAACUGCCACCACGGACCCACAUGACCACCAGGCUCCAUCUUCCCCUCCAUUUUCCUUCCACACAAAGACUGAACACAAGUAUACAUCCUAUUUCAAGGAAAACCAGACCAGGAGUCUUCUAUAAUUUGGGAUCAGAAAUUUCAAAAGGGCAUUUUAACAGCACCCUUUCUUCCCCAAAACUAUUAAGGUGCUUGAGAUAUCUUCGUAUUUUUACAGAAAGCCUCUCCAGUUUGAUAAAUCUUCAGACUACUUUUAUACAGCAGUGUCCAUCAUGUUUAAGAAUACAGCUAACUCCUAAAACCCAACAUGAAUGUAAAAGGUGUCAUAAAGCCACCUCAAUAGGUCAAUCAACUGUUAGAUACAAAUGCUGGACAAGAAUAUCACAACAGCCAGCCACUGGGCCACCGAUCAUGCACUGUACUUUUCACUGAGUUCUAUUUUUGGGAUUUUAUGUUUGAAAAUAUUUAUAAAUAAAGUCAUCUUCCAGAGUAGUGUCUAUUUAAAGUAGGCCACUGGAAGCUGUAA